Molecule: messenger RNA, 2657 nt
Organism: Paramecium octaurelia
Lineage: Eukaryota; Ciliophora; Oligohymenophorea; Peniculida; Parameciidae
Source: the annotation of a GenBank genome assembly
AUGUUUUUGUAGGAUUUUUUCUCUUCUUUCAGAUAAGACGAAGAUGAAUGGGACUAGGAAAAUCAAAUUUUCAAAAAAUUAUGCUAUAAAUCUGAGAGUUUAGAUAGGUAAAAUAACCUAGAAGUUUGUGGAGACUUGAUGAUUGUUCUUAUAGAAAAUAAAUUAUAUAGUUUUGAAGAAAUUUAGAAUGAAUUAAUUGACAAUUUAGAAGAAAAGAAGAAAGUGAAUAAUCUAGAACUAGAUGAUGUAAUUUAAUAACUUAGAAUAUUUUUUUAACUUUUGGAAAUUAAGCAGAGAAAAAAUAAAAUUCCUAUUUAUUUUAUUCAACAAUUAGUAGAUUCUGAAAAAAAUCUCAAUCAAGCAAUAAAUAACCUGCCAUAUUGGUAAAAGACAAUAAUAUAAAUUAUAACUUAAAUUUUACUCAAGUAAUAAGAUAUUUUGAAGGCAACCAAUAAAGAAGAACUCAAAACUUUGAUCUUCCCUACUCAUGAAGAAUAUCAAAAGUAUAUUUUAAAACUACUUUUAGAUCUAGAAUAUUAGUUGGCCCGACCAUAUUCGGAUUAUAAAAUGGAAAUUUUAUUUAUAUAAUUGAUGGAGUUUAAAAAUAAGUAAUUUUAAUACUAUGUCAGGGAGGAGAAAUGAGGAUGGGUAAAAAGAGAGGAGUUUGGAAAGAAUAUGGAAUAUUAGAUGAAGAUUUUCAAAAUGAAACUUCUUUGAAAAUCCAAUUUAAUUAAGGAAUGAUCACAUAUAUAAAGGAUGGAGAAAUAUUAUCAUAGUAUAAUUAGAUAUUCAUCAAGAUGUAAUUCAAUUGAUCAUGUUUUGUUGAAAAAUAUUUAAUAAAUCAAAUUUCAAAGAUGGAAUGGAAAUUAUAACAAUGGAAAGAAAUCUGGAAAGUUUUAAAUUAUUUGGAAAGGUGAAAAUUUGAAUAUUGGUGGGGAAUAUAAUCAAAAAGGUGAGAAGUUUGGGUCAUGGACUGAGUUAUUCGAAAAUUAUGGAGAGUAUAAAUGUCAUUGUUGAUUAUAGUAAAUCCCAAGUUUAUUAUAUUGGGGAAUAUUUGGAUGGAAAAAAAUAUGGCUCAUGGUCUCGAUAAUAUGAUGAUGGCUUGAAUACAAUUACUUUGUAUAUAUAAUAUUCAGCAAUAGACCUUUGGGAAUGUAUAGCGAGGAAAGAUUGAAAGAUGGGGUGUGGUUGGAAUUGCAUGAAAAAUUUUGGGAGUAAAAUUUAUAUUUGAAUUAAGUAAUCAUUAAGUCUUUUAUACUGGAUAGUAUAAUAAAGGAGUGAAGAAUGGUUUUUGGGCUAUGAAAUAAAAUUUAAAUAAUAGUAAAAUAAUGUAAUUUGAAUGCUGAUUAUCCAUUAGAGGAGGAGGAUUUUACAAUCAAAAAGGAAUGAAAAGUGGAGAAUGGAAUGAAAAAUAUUUUUGGGAGUAAUUGAUUAUGAUGAAUUUUAAGCAAUUUAGUAAUCGAAGUUGGAGAUUAUGAAAAUGGUAGAAAAAUUGGAAAUUGGUUUUCAAAAAUAGAAAAGUUACGUACCAAUAUUUUUGCACUAGAGUCUUAAUCAUCACAACUACAUUUUCAUGGUGAUUAUAAAGAUGGAGUAAAAGUUGGAUUGUGGGAUAUCUUCUUUUAGGAUGAUGAGAAUUAUAAGUUAAUGUAAAUUUUAAUAUUUAUUGUCACAGAGGAGGAGGUAUUUAUGAUGAUAAAGGUAUGAAAAAUGGAAAAUGGAUUGAAUUCGAUAAGAAUUACAAAUAGUAAUUUAUAUUAUAAACUUUCAUCAGUAACUAAGUAGUCUGGGUUGGUUAAUAUAAGAAUGGAAAGAAAUUUGGUUCUUGGGAAGACAAAACCAAACAUUAUAUAUCAUAAAUUUAUAUACAUUCAGAUUUGGAGGCAUGUACGAUUCUAAUGGAGUCAAAUAAGGAAAAUGGAGUUUACGAAAUUAGUUAGUUACUGAUCCUUUUUGCUAUGAUGAUUAUGAUUAGAAUGGAUCUUAUAUUAAUGGAAUAAAAGUUGGAAAAUAUUCUGAUCAUUUUUUUAACAUUAAGUUGUAAAAUUGAUAUAAAGUUUUAGCUUUUAAGGCCAAUAUAAUGAUAAAGGAAUGAGGAAUGGUAAAUGGAAGGAAAUUAAAAAUAAAGAUAAUCAAAAGUGUAAAAUUAUUUAUGAAGGGGAAUAUGAUAACGGUUUCUAAAUUGGAAAAUGGGAGAUAUAUGAUGAUAACUAUGAUAGACUUCUGUAAAUAUCCUAAAUUAUUAUUGCAUAAAGAGGUGGUGGAACAUAUAUUUAAGAAGGAAUUAAGGAUGGCAUGUGGAUUGAAUUGCAUGAAAAUUUUUUUUAGUAAAAGAGUGUUUAGUAUAUUAGUCGUGUUGAAGUUAGAUACGAUGGAUAAUAUUAAAGUGGUAUAAAAAUUGGAGAUUGGAUAAUAAAGAAAAAAAAUAUGAAAAAAACUAAUUAUAAAUAAAUGUACUUAUUUCGGUGUAUUUUAUUAGUGGAGGUGGUUAAUACAAUGAUUAAGGGAUGAAAAUAGGGUAUUGGGAAUAUCUGUCAAAAUUUUAGUAUUUUAAGUUGUAAUUAAAAAGUUUUUGGAAAAAUUUAAUUGUCGGUAACUACAUUCAAGGCAAAAAAAUUGGUAUAUUCAAAGAAGAAAAGGCAAGAAAAUUACUCUGA